GCAGCUACGGGCGUCAAAAGAAAGACAUGGCGAAGGAACUGCUGGAGGUACUGGGCUUUCCGCACCCCCUCGCCCACGAGCACGUCACCAGGACCCUUGCAGAAUUGAGAGAGGAGCUGGCGGCCACCAGCUACUUCCGAGAUUACUCUGAGAUCGUGAAGCUGUUCUCUGCACGCGCGCUCCCAAGCGAGGACGUCCUGGCGGAGCAAAAGUCGGCCACGAUUGCCUUGAACCACGUUUUCUCGGAGCUUGGGUUGCAGCUCGAGGCCGUGCAGACUGGCCGAUCGCCGCGGACCGCGGAGGGGCGGAGGGGACCCCGUGUUUAUGGGGGGUGGAAGCUGCAGCGGAAGCCAAAGACACGGACUCGGCCAGUCGAUGGGCCGGUGGGGGUAGAUCUCAUGGCCCAGCUGUUGAAGUUGCGAUUCAAGGAUUCACGUGCUCUGAAGUCGCGAAUCAUUCCCGCAGCAUUGAGAGAGUACGUUGACGGGGUUCCCUUUAGGUGGUUGGCGAUGGUGACCCAGAAUGAAGAGUGUCAGAUUGUAGUUCGGGCUUCUUGA
This is a messenger RNA of Klebsormidium nitens, 557 nucleotides long. The record is from the annotation of a GenBank genome assembly. NCBI's taxonomy places the organism in Eukaryota, Viridiplantae, Streptophyta, Klebsormidiophyceae, Klebsormidiales, Klebsormidiaceae.